Neohortaea acidophila is the source of this 1413-nucleotide messenger RNA. Its product is annotated as Aldehyde/histidinol dehydrogenase. Lineage: Eukaryota; Fungi; Ascomycota; Dothideomycetes; Mycosphaerellales; Teratosphaeriaceae. Gene Ontology annotation, molecular function: aldehyde dehydrogenase (NAD+) activity. The coding region runs from base 1 to 1413 and encodes 470 amino acids. The record is from RefSeq and is a predicted model, not a curated record. The transcript is spliced from 2 exons.
AUGGCCGGAGGCACGCUGACCACCAUUUCGCCUUCCACCAAUCAGCCAAUCUUGACUCGCCAGGAACCAAAUGCAGAGGAACUACAGGAUCUGCCAAAGAAGGCUCAUGCCGCCUAUCUCAAGUACCGCACGACCUCUCUUUCUACCCGGCAACGCACGGUCAAGAAGGCGCUGCAGCUCAUCCUCGACCGCAAGGAUGAGCUGGCGCGCGAGCUGACGGAGCAGAUGGGCCGGCCGAUCAGUUAUACGGAGAAGGAAAUCACGACGGCGGUGGCGAGAGGCGAAUACAUGCUCAAGAUCAGCAGCGAUGCCCUCAAGGACACGCCUGGACAGGCUGAGCAUGGCUUUCAAAGAUGCAUUCGGAAAACGCCGCUGGGGGUUGUUCUGGUUUUAUUUGCAUGGAAUUACCCGUAUCUCAUCCUCGUCAAUUCCCUCAUUCCCGCCCUGCUUGCUGGCGACUCUGUCAUACUCAAGCCGUCCCCCCAGACGCCCACCAUCGUCGAGCACAUCCACAAAAUCUUCCUCGAAGCCGGACUGGAGCAGGACGUCAUUCAAUACUUCCACUGCGGCGACUUUGACAGAAUCUCGCAGGUCAUCAACGCCCCCGAGGUGCAGCUCGUCUGUUUCACCGGCUCCGUCGCGGGUGGGCUGGCCGUGCAAAAAGCUGCUGCUGGUCGGAUCGAUUGCAGGGUUGGGCUGGAGCUGGGUGGCAAUGACCCGGCCUACGUUCGGCAUGAUGUCGACCUCGACUGGGCGGCCGAAGAAGUUGUGGACGGUGCCGUCUUCAACUCGGGUCAAAGCUGCUGCGCCAUCGAGCGGGUAUAUGUUCACAACGACGUUCACGAUGCCUUUGUCAAAGCCGUCCAAAAGGUCAUGUCCAAAUACAACCUGGGCGAGCCGCUGAACGAGAAGACGAACGUGGGGCCGGUCAUCAGCAAAGCAGCCGUCGACAAGAUUCAGAAGCAGGUCGCAGAUGCUAUCAAAGGCGGUGCACAGGAUGCUACGCCAUCGAAUGCCACGUUCGACAGCCUGCCGUCCACGAAUGGCAACUAUGUGAAGCCCACCCUGCUCAUCCACUGCAGGCCGGACAUGCAGAUCAUGCAAGAGGAGACAUUCGGUCCCAUCAUUCCCGUGCAAGCCGUGGCCAGCGACGAUGAGGCCGUCCGCUUCAUGAACCAAAGUGAUCUCGGCCUUACCGCUUCCAUCUGGACGAAAGAUGUGCAGAAGGGUCAAGAAUUGGCGGAGGGCGUGGAAGCAGGCACCGUGUUUGUCAACCGUGCAGACUAUCCCUCUCCCGAUCUCGCGUGGACGGGAUGGAAGAACAGUGGCAAAGGGCAAAGCCUGAGCGUCUUUGGGUUCGAGCAGUUUGUGAGACUGAAGAAUUUCCACGUCAAAGACUACCCUGUCAAGUAA